AUUAAUGGGUUUUUUUAGGGCGGGCAAAGAGAAGCUGGACGCUCAUGUGAGAGCCAGAAGGGUUCUUAAGCUGUCACACGUGACAGCUGUUUGAAGUCAACUCCAAGUCAACAUUAAAAAAAAGAAUCAACAUUGUAGAAGCUGUAGAAGCUCGCUUUGCCUCCUUUACAUUGUUUUGCUUGCACCUGCUGCAUGCUUGCGGCGGACUUGGACAGAAGGCAACGGAGGUAGCGACAGAAGCAAGAGCAGCGUUUGAAACCCUUGCAUUGAGAAUAGUUGGACGGGGAGAAGGCUGGCACUGGCAUUUCUUGCAGGAGGCGUGCGUUCUUCAGCAGAUCCCAAAGAACUUAGUGGCGGUGCUCAGCUGCUGAUGCUGCCAGGGCUGGUGUAUUUGCCCACGGGAGUCGAGGGAGCAGGAAGGUAACAAAUCAUCCAGACUCUCUGAAGGGGAGGCGUUUUCUUGCAUAAUAAUUGGGAAAAGAAGAAGCCCUUUGAAGAGAGUCCAUAAUGGACAAAUGUAGCCUUUGGGGAGAUGCUGUCAUUAUUUUUGUUCCCCAUUUGCGGAGAUAAAAAGGAGUCGACAAGGAGCAUCCAGAGCAAUUCUUUGGGGCCCUUUUUUGCCAUUGUGCUCGUCUUCUGUCUGUGCAUUGCUAUUUGCUGACCUUUCCCAGUGGAAUCUGUGCCCUCCCUUCCCCAUUUGCUCCACCCCAUACAGUUCCAGCUGAGAAGAAGCACUGAUUUCCCCCUCCAUACCCUGUCACAAGACCCCCACAAGACCCCUUUCAUGGAAGAUAUACCUUUAUGUUGAAAUCCUUUUGUCGCAGCAUGGCAUUGUUGCCAUUCAACGGGAAAUAAAAUUUUAAAAGCUCAAGGAACAGGAAUAGGGAAGACGGAAGAAAGCCAUCUGAGAUCACUAGCAAAGAAAGGAUGAUAUAAUAUCUUCCCUUUCAAGAGCUCAAGAGCCACAUUCCACCAAGCCUGGGAAGAUCUCUAUUUGGGAAGCUCGGGGGAAGAAAUGCCACUGAAAACCAUAGUAAAUAUGAGUGAUGGAUUGCAGUGUGCCAUCUAGAAGCGGGUUUUAACACAUUUGCUUCUGGGUUGCAACUAUUUCUCUGGCCUGCAUGAUGCCUGAAGACAGGAAUACGGGGGUCCGUGCCUCAGGUGCCUUAGCAUCAUCCCCCUUUGUUCCCAAAACUACCUACAGGAGAAUUAAGCGGUGUUUUAGUUUCCGCAAAGGAAUCUUUGGGCAGAAGCUGGAAGACACGGUCCGUUACGAGAAAAGAUAUGGAAACCAUUUGGCUCCCUUGUUGGUGGAACAGUGUGUGGAUUUUAUUCGGCUGCGUGGGCUACAAGAGGAAGGGCUUUUUCGACUGCCAGGCCAGGCUAAUCUUGUCAAAGAAUUACAGGAUGCUUUUGAUUGUGGAGAGAAACCAUUGUUUGACAGAAAUACAGAUGUACACACGGUGGCAUCGCUUUUGAAACUGUACCUCAGAGAGCUCCCAGAGCCAGUUAUCCCGUACGCCAAAUACGAAGAUUUUCUUUCCUGUGCCAAACUGCUCAGCAAAGAAGAGGAAACGGGGCUGAACGAAUUAGUCAAACAGGUGAAGAGCUUGCCACUCGUCAACUUCAACCUGCUGAAGUAUAUUUGCAGAUUCCUGGAUGAAGUUCAGUCCUAUUCCGGAGUCAACAAAAUGAGUGUGCAAAACCUUGCUACCGUGUUUGGUCCCAACAUCCUGCGCCCCAAAGUGGAAGACCCUCUGACCAUUAUGGAAGGUACUGUUGUCGUCCAGCAGUUGAUGUCCAUGAUGAUAAGUGAACACGCGCUGCUGUUUCCCAAGGAUGCAGACAUGCAGAGUGGACAGGAGGUGUGUAUUAACAACAAUGAGAUCCAAAAGAAAGUGAUCAUCGGUCAGCUCCAGAACAAAGAGAACAACAAUACCAAGGAGUCAUCACCGGUGAGACGCUGCUCUUGGGAUAAACCUGAAUCUCCUCAAAGAACCAUUGUGGAGAAUGGAUCUCCGACAGCCCAGCCUGGGAGCAAGUCCAGUAGCCCCAGAAAUAGCAUUCACAAACUGGACAUCACCAGAAGUCCACCCCUCAUGGUGAAAAAAAACCCGGCAUUUAAUAAAGGCAGUGGCAUAGUCACCAAUGGGUCCUUCAGCAGCUCUGUGGAGGGUCAAGAGAAAACAUCACCAGCCUUGCCCAAUGGCACUUUGCAGACUAGAAGAACAUCCUCCCUGAAAGGGCCAGUGACCAAAAUGGGCACACACAGUGUGCAGAAUGGAGGUGUACGAAUGGGCAUUUCCAGCACCGAUGCCCAUAGCAACUCUCUGAACAGCCGGAACCAGAGCUGGAUGCCCAAUGGGUACGUGACACUGAGGGACAACAAGCAGAAGGAGCCCACGGGCGACUCGGGCCAGCACAACAGACUUUCUACCUAUGACAACGUGCACCAGCAAUUCUCCAUAGUGAACGCUGAAGAUAAGCAGAGUGUCGACAGUGCAACCUGGUCCACGUCUUCUUGUGAAAUAUCCCUCCCUGAACAUUCCAACUCCUGCCGCUCGUCGACCACCACUUGCCCCGAGCAAGACUUCUAUGGGGCCAAUUUCGAAGACCCCAUCCUAGAUGAACCCCCACAUGAAGACCUCUCCAACCAAGGAGAUUACGAGAACAAAGGUGACCGAAGAAGCGUGGGGGGACGCAGCAGCCGGGCAACCAGCAGCAGCGACAACAGUGAAACCUUUGUGGUCAACAACACAAGCAACCAUAGUGCUUUGCACAGCCUUGUGUCGAGCUUAAAGCAGGAAAUGGCAAAACAGAAGCUGGAGUAUGAAACGAGGAUAAAAAGCCUUGAACAAAGGAAUCUCUCCCUGGAGACCGAAAUGAUGGGCUUGCACGAUGAACUGGAACAGGAGAAGAAGAAGUUUACCAUGGUAGAAAUUAAAAUGCGCAAUGCUGAGCGGGCCAAAGAAGAUGCCGAGAAGAGGAAUGACAUGCUGCAGAAAGAGAUGGAGCAGUUCUUCUCAACAUUUGGAGAACUGACAGUUGAGCCACGUCGGCCGGAAAGAGGGAACACCAUAUGGAUCCAAUGAGCACUGCUGCUGACCAAGACUGUGGGAUUCUGGGAAGAGGGUUGUUGGGAUAUUCUAUUGUAACAGGUGACUGGUCACCUGACUGAGGCUAGCACUCAAUGUAAUGUUGUCGACCCGCAAAAAAAAGCACCACCCCUACAUCAGCCAACUGCAUCUGCCAUGUGUACUUUUUAAUUGAGAAAUCAUAUUCCUUGAAUGCAUCAUAAUGCUACUGUUAAGUGUUACAAAUGGGUUUGUGUAUAUAGAUUUUACACAGGUCAUCUGAGGGAGGGAGGGAAGGAGGGAGGGAGGGUGAUAGAGACAAGAAAAAAAAUAUUUUAAUGCAAGUCUUAUAUUUAAACUGGCAAACAGUAACUUCAUUGCAAUCAAGCUUUAUAGUGAGGCUUUUCUCCUUUGCACUUACUUAACAUAAGCUAUUUUUGGCAUUGUGUUACCAUCAGCUUAUUUUGUAUAUUAUUUUUUCCCCUUUGGUUGCCCCUGUUGCUGGGGAAUUAAGAUAAACAUCUAUAUAUAUAGAUAUAUAUAUAUAUAAGGUUAGCUAUUAAACAAAACAAAAAAGA
Rhineura floridana is the source of this 3652-nucleotide messenger RNA. It is a transcript of the gene ARHGAP24, whose product is annotated as Rho GTPase activating protein 24. Gene Ontology annotation, biological process: negative regulation of ruffle assembly; negative regulation of Rac protein signal transduction; activation of GTPase activity. NCBI's taxonomy places the organism in Eukaryota, Metazoa, Chordata, Lepidosauria, Squamata, Rhineuridae. The record is from RefSeq and is a predicted model, not a curated record. Gene Ontology annotation, molecular function: GTPase activator activity. The transcript has 7 exons. Gene Ontology annotation, cellular component: focal adhesion. Bases 1122 to 3092 code for a protein of 656 amino acids.